Messenger RNA from Dioscorea cayenensis subsp. rotundata (Guinea yam), 1609 nucleotides. Its product is annotated as chaperone protein dnaJ 10. The transcript has 10 exons. NCBI's taxonomy places the organism in Eukaryota, Viridiplantae, Streptophyta, Magnoliopsida, Dioscoreales, Dioscoreaceae. The record is from RefSeq and is a predicted model, not a curated record. Bases 415 to 1530 code for a protein of 371 amino acids.
GAAAAGAAGAAAGUUGGGAUUUUUCUUGUUAAAAUCCAUUAAAGUUUGGAUUUUGGGUUGAGAAUUUGAUGAAUGGAGACCAUUGUUAGAGCUUGUAGUGAUGACCUGCAAAGAUAAAGGCGUUAAUCACAAGCCCUAAUCAUCAAGACCUUGUGUUUUUUUUUCCUGCAAAGGUGGCGCCUUUGGGGGUCGGCGCCAGCCCAGAAACCCAGCACUUCGUCCCCUCAUCGCCAUUAAACAAAGAGAGAAGAGAAGCAGGAAAGGCCUGCCAUAUCUUUCUUCUUCUAUCCCGGGAUUUCUUUAAUCUCGCUGCGGAACUGGAAAGAAGCUCAUGUGGGCCUUGUGCGAUUCCUCUAGUUCUUUAUCGCAAGAGAAAGAUGGGUUGUUGGAGAGGAUUUGGGCUGUGAGUUGGAGAUGGAGUACUAUGAGGUUCUCGGUGUUGCAUCGUCGGCGACGGAGGAGGAGAUCCGCCGGGCUUACUAUCUCAAGGCAAGAUUGGUUCAUCCUGAUAAGAAUCCAAAUGAUCCUCAAGCUGCUGAGAAAUUCCAGGAACUUGGUGAAGCUUAUCAAGUCUUGAGUGAUCCUGUGCAAAGAAAGGCUUAUGAUGGAAAUGGUAAAUGCAGUAUAUCCAGGGAUAAUUUGUUGGAUGCUACGGCCGUCUUUACAAUUCUGUUCGGCAGUGAACAAUUUGAGAAUUAUAUAGGACACCUUGCAAUGGCAUCAAUGGCUUCCUCUGAAUUAAUCAGUGAAAAUGACAAUCCUGAGAAACUUCAAGAGAGAUUAAAGGCUGUUCAGAGGGAAAGAGAAGAAAAACUUGCUCAGUUGUUAAGAGACUUUCUUAACCAAUAUGUGCGCGGUGAUAAAGAGGGAUUCAUACGGCAUGCUGAUACUGAAGCAAAGCGUCUUACUGCCACUGCUUUUGGAGUUGAAAUUCUGCAUACAAUUGGGUACAUUUAUGCUAGACAAGCUGCAAAAGAAUUGGGUAAGAAGGUGAUGUAUCUCGGAGUACCAUUUUUGGCCGAGUGGGUGCGCAACAAGGGACAUUUCUGGAAGUCACAAAUCACGGCAGCAAAAGGUGCUUUGCAGUUACUGAGAUUACAAGAAGACCUCUGCCAGCAAUUCAAUGAAGAUGGUUGCAGUACUGAUAAAGAUGCCGAACUGCAUAUGAAGAUGAACCGGGACUUGAUGAUAAACUCAUUAUGGAAACUAAAUGUAGUUGAUAUCGAAGUUACUCUUCUACAUGUUUGCCAAUUGGUAUUGCAUGAAAAUGAUGUCAAGAAGGAUGAACUCAAGGCCAGGGCUCUCGCUCUUAAAAUUCUCGGCAAAACUUUUCAGAGGGAAAAGCAAGAAUCACAAGCUGAGGUGCCGAGGAAAAAUUUAUCAGAAGAUGAUGGUGACAGUUCAGAUGAUAGCUCUGUCGAGGAAAUACCAAGAAUGGUCACAUAUCGGACUCCUUUCAUCACUCAGGGGAUCGGCAGGCUCUUUCGAUGUCUUUGCAAUCCGGCAUACGAUGUGGACGAUGAGCCCUGAACACCACAACAAAUAAUGGCUCCGAACGAAGACUUAUUUCAUUUGUUAUCAACUCAAAAUAAGAGAUGUAUGGAAACUG